AAAGUUAUCUUUUAAAACAUGCACCAACGGAACUUAUAACAAUUCUAAAAAAAAUAUUACAAACUCGCAAAGUAACAAUGACUUCAUCUAUUAAACGUGGCGCAUUUAUAGUUUUUGAGGGAUGUGAUCGUUGUGGCAAAUCCACACAAUCACGUCUAUUAGUGGAGCAUUUACAAAAGUCUGCGAUACCGGUAAAACACAUGGUAUUCCCCGAACGUACCUCGGAUAUAGGAAAGCUUAUUAAUGGUUAUUUGACAAAUAAACAAGAUUUAAAUGAUGAAACUAUACACUUGCUGUUUGCCGCCAAUAGAUGGGAACAUAAAAAUGAAAUAUUGAAAUUAUUAAAAUCUGGUACUACUUUAGUAGUAGAUCGUUACUCGUAUUCGGGUAUAGUGUAUAGUGCGGCCAAGGGUAUGUCUUUGGAAUGGUGUAAGAGUCCUGAAAAUGGUUUGCCUAGACCAGAUAUUGUGUUCUAUUUAAAGGCUGAAGCAGAUGCUUUACUGGAUCGUGGCAAUUAUGGCGAAGAACGUUAUGAGAAGAGAGAAUUUCAAAUAAAAGUUGCCAAAAUGUUUGAAGAUAUUUAUGUGAAGGAGAAAGAGUAUUGGUAUCAAAUUGAUGCUCAGCAAAAUCCCGAGGAUAUACAUGCAAAAAUUAAGGAAAAAUUUGAGGAAGUUUUAAGACAGGCGCAGACAAAUGAUGUAAACAAAUUAAAAUGGUAAAUACUAGUUAGUUAGUCUCUAGUAAGUGAUUAUCAUAUAAAAUCUGUAUGCUUAACAUUAAGUUUAAAAUGCAAGUAUUAUAUUUAAUAAUUGUUAUAAAUUAUGAAAAUUAUUUUUAAAUUGUAAAAUUUAAUUUUUUUUCAAUUUGUAUUUUGGAUUAAAAGAGCAAAUUAAUUGACAGGAUAAAUAAUAUAUUUUAUUAAUAAGUUUCUUCCAGUAGCUCUAGUUGCAGGUUUUACACACAAUUUGUUUGUAAUUAAUUCGCAUUAAAACCUCUAGUACUGGAACAGAUCAGAUACAGAGUAUAUAAAAUAGUAAUAUAAUAGUGUAAGGUUAAAUUUGUAUAAUAAAUAAAAUGAUAUAUAUUCGAUAUAUGUUAAAAUAUAAUAAAAAAAUAAAUACAUGCAUAAAAUA
This is a messenger RNA of Lucilia cuprina (Australian sheep blowfly), 1133 nucleotides long. Its product is annotated as thymidylate kinase. Gene Ontology annotation, cellular component: mitochondrion; cytosol; cytoplasm. Bases 78 to 719 code for a protein of 213 amino acids. NCBI's taxonomy places the organism in Eukaryota, Metazoa, Arthropoda, Insecta, Diptera, Calliphoridae. Gene Ontology annotation, biological process: dTDP biosynthetic process; dTTP biosynthetic process; dUDP biosynthetic process. The record is from RefSeq and is a predicted model, not a curated record. The transcript has a single exon. Gene Ontology annotation, molecular function: dTMP kinase activity; ATP binding.